Aspergillus homomorphus CBS 101889 is the source of this 1447-nucleotide messenger RNA. RefSeq lists its product as uncharacterized. The record is from RefSeq and is a predicted model, not a curated record. NCBI's taxonomy places the organism in Eukaryota, Fungi, Ascomycota, Eurotiomycetes, Eurotiales, Aspergillaceae. The transcript is spliced from 4 exons. The coding region runs from base 198 to 1346 and encodes 382 amino acids.
ACCGAGCGAGAGCCCUCCCCCGAACACCGCUGUCAGACCGAGUGAGGAACAAAAAGGGGACGACAGCCCUACGGUUCCUGGUUUGACCCUCAAUCUCUUAACCUCUGAAUCAAGCCAGAUGACUCGGAUAUUGAGGGUGCUCGAAUCUUAACUGCCUUCGUUUUCAGGCUGCCCCGCCAAGCCUCUCCGACUUCAGGAUGACAUCCAGUGCGAAUACCUGGGUGUGGUUUGCAGUCGUGCUGCUUAUCGCACUCAUGCGAUUUGUCUCUCGCAUCUUGCAAGUCGGUUUGCCCCGCAACUUGCAGAUCGAGGAUUUUGUGAUGCUCUUGACCGUGAUACUUUACAUAUUACUCACGGUCUUCCUCAUCCUGGUCGCUCAUCAUGGGACCAACGAAAUCCCCAUGGACCAGGUCGAUAGCGUCGAUCCCGCCACCAUCCCCGACCGCAUUGUUGGCAGCAAGAUGGUCAUUGUGGUGGAACAGAUGUGGCUGGGGGCAAUCUGGGGUUGCAAGGCUUGCCUGCUCUUGCUAUACUCGACCAUGACCAAGGGACUCUCGCAGCAUAAAUGGGUCAAAGGCAUCAGCAUCUUCUGCGCCAUCUCGUUCGUCGUGAUCGAGAUCCUCUUCUUCGGCGGCUGGUGCCACCCUUUCUCGGCCUACUGGAGCGUGCCCCCGAAGAGCGUUCAAUGCUCCGUGUACCGCAAUCACCUCACCCUCACGCUCGCGCUGAACAUCGCCACCGACCUGAUGAUCAUGGCCAUCCCGCUCCCACUCCUGAUCAAAGCCAAGCUGAACCUGACGAAGAAGCUGACGCUGCUGGGAGUCUUCUCGCUGGGGGCCUUCGUGAUCCUAUGCUCGAUCCUGUCGAAAUACUACUCGCUGUCACAGCCGUACGGUGACGAGUGGGUGGACUGGUACGUGCGCGAGGCCGCGACGGCGGUAAUCGUGGCCAACCUGCCGCAAACGUGGACGCUGUUCCGUCGGAUGUUCAACCUGAAGGGAUUCCUGCACCACUCGUCGUACGACCGCAGCCGCAGCCGCAGCCGCAAGAGCAGAUUCACCAGCCGCUUGGACAGCUCGACCAUCCACCUGUCGCGCUUCCGCAACGGCGACAAGUCGCAGCUGCGCUCCACCAUCGACCGCACCGAGUCCGGCGAGCGCAUCACCGAAACCCCCCUGGAGAUCUGGGAGCAUCGCCAGUUCCACGUCACCAAUGAGGCCGAGUCGACGCGCCGCAGCCCGAGUCUGAGCGACACCAGCAGCGCCGCCAGCAUCGAGUUCGAGGGGGGGAACUUGCAGGGGCCCCAGGUCAAGACUACAGUGACCACUACCACGACGCCGAUAUAAUCCGAACAACUAUCCAAGCAUGGCGUUUGUUUAUUAUCAACAAUGAGGGACUGACCAACCCCUAUCACACUCGUUUGACAUUUCCUUUACCUAUCCAGAUA